AUGCCGUCUGCCUUCCAGCUGCAGUGCCACCUCGUCCUCAUCCUGCUGGCAGCCUCCAAAGGCGACACCCGCUACCUCGAGGUGAGGGAUGCUGGUGAAGAUGAGCCCUUCCUGCUCCUCAGCGAAGACCUGAAGCGGGAGCUGUCUGCAGGACACAUCUACCGGCGGUCUCUGCGCUGCAUUGACAUGCUGAGCAUUGAGGGGCAGUUCACCUUUACUGCCGAUCAGCCCCAGUUGCACUGCGCCACAUUCUUCAUCGGUGAACCUGAGGAGCUCCUCACCAUUGAAUAUGACUUUGUGAAUAUCGACUGCCAAGGAGGUGACUUCCUGAAGGUUUUUGAUGGCUGGAUACUCAAAGGAGAGAAGUUUCCUAGCUCCUUGGACCAUCCCCUCCCCACUUCCCAAAGGUACACAGACUUCUGUGAGAGUGGUGCUGUCCAGAGGAGCAUCAGGUCAUCACAGAAUGUGGCAAUGAUCUUCUUCAGGAUUCACCACCCAGGCAAUGGAUUUACGAUCACAGUCAAGAAGAGUGCCAACCUCUUCCCUUGCAAUGUCAUCUCUCAGACCCCCUCAGGAAGGUUUACCAUGGUCAUUCCUCAUCAACACAGAAACUGCAGUUUUUCUAUAAUUUACCCAGUGGUGAUAAAAAUCUCCGAUCUCAUCCUGGGACACUUAAACGGCCUCUUUUUAAAGAAUCCAUCAGUGGGCUGUGCAGGAGUGGGGGACUUUGUGGAGCUGUUAGGAGGUACUGGCUUAGACCCAUCCAAGAUGUUUCCACUGGCUGACCUCUGUCAUUCCUUUCAUGGGUCUGCCCAAAUGAAGGUUGGUUGUGACAAUACUGUGCUAAGGAUGGUCUCCAGUGGCAAACACAUCAAUCGUGUGACAUUUGAGUAUUAUCAACUUGAUCUGCAGGAAAUAGAAAACAGGAAGGAGAAUAGCAUUGAAGAAUUCUGCUUCCCUGGUAUCUGA
Messenger RNA from Lagopus leucura (white-tailed ptarmigan), 969 nucleotides. It is a transcript of the gene CRHBP, whose product is annotated as corticotropin releasing hormone binding protein. The coding region runs from base 1 to 969 and encodes 322 amino acids. The transcript has 7 exons. NCBI's taxonomy places the organism in Eukaryota, Metazoa, Chordata, Aves, Galliformes, Phasianidae. Gene Ontology annotation, biological process: hormone-mediated signaling pathway; negative regulation of corticotropin secretion; negative regulation of corticotropin-releasing hormone receptor activity. The record is from RefSeq and is a predicted model, not a curated record. Gene Ontology annotation, molecular function: corticotropin-releasing hormone binding.